Messenger RNA from Chelonus insularis, 7783 nucleotides. Its product is annotated as zinc finger CCCH domain-containing protein 13-like. The transcript is spliced from 3 exons. The record is from RefSeq and is a predicted model, not a curated record. Lineage: Eukaryota; Metazoa; Arthropoda; Insecta; Hymenoptera; Braconidae. Bases 242 to 7705 code for a protein of 2487 amino acids.
UGGUAGUCUUUAGUUUAACCAAAAUGACCGUCGCGUUUGUGUACGGCCUGAUUUCGUUUACAGUUUAUAAUUAUUUAUAGUGUUUUUUGUAACUAAUUUGCAGAAGUAAUACCUAAAAUAAUUUUCAUUAUUGUAGAGUGUAUACAAAUAUUUUAUAAUUGUUCGAAUAAUUAUGAAAAUUAUUCACGUGGUUAACUUUGUAGUGAAGAUAUUAUAGUUGAGUCGUACAAAUUGAAUAAUCAUGGAAGUAUCAAAAAAUAACGAUACUCCUACCUCAGAUGACGUGUCUCAAGUUUGUCCUGGUAUCAUAAAACUAAGAGACUCAGAUACUCCUGAUAGUAAUAAAGGAUUACAAGAACAUGAUUCUGCAACUGAUAGUCCUAAAAUUACGAAGCCGGUUUUAGGAAAAGCACAAGCUAAAAAGAGAUUAAUGGCUUUUGCAAAUAAUUUUAGAGUAUCUCCUGUGUUGAAACUUAAAGAUAAGGACGCCAAUGUUAGUAAGAAUCAAACGAUGAAUAUUUUUGCAUCAAGUAAAAAAUCUAGCAAUGUAAAAGAUUUAAUGGAAGAAGUAAAAGAUGCACGAAAUCGAAUAGAAAAUGAAAUUGACUUCCAAGAACUGUUAAGUAAUGCUAGUUCCGAAAAGAAAAAUUAUAAAAAACAUAAGAAAAAGUCAGAACCAAAAAUAUCAGCCAUAGAAGAAAUUAUUCGUGAAGAAUCCAAGCAAAAAAUGUUAUUGGCAAACAUUCCCGAUAGAAUAACAUUAGAAAAUUCUGAAAAAAGUGAAAGAGAUGAUCGUGAUAGAAAUUAUGGUAGAUAUUCACAAUGGGAUAGAAAAAGAUUUCGUCGCUCAAGUAGCCGGGGCAGAGGCGAUCGCAGACGACGUAAUAAUAGACGAAGAGAGCGAUCUAGGAGUCGUGAUAAAAGAGAAGGAAGCCAAAAUAGUGAUAAAAGAAAAAGUGCUUCACCAGAGACUGAUCAAAAAAAUAAAAUAAAAUUAGAUAAGUCAGACAAGUCAUCUAAAAAAAAUGAUAAACCUCGUGAGAAAAGAAAAAAUGAUAGUCGAAAAGAUGAUUACAAGAAAGAUAAAAAAAAUGAAGAAAAUCAUCUUCUGAAUAAUUGUGAAUCUUGGAAAACUUUUAAAUCUCACGGUAGACAAAUAAGAGAAAGAUCAUUAUCUGAUAAUUAUGAAGAUGCAAGUACAGAUGUUAAAUUUAAAACUGCUGAAGAAUAUAAUGGACAUUUAGAGCAAAUGUUAAUGCUCGGAUCAAAUCGGUUAGAAAGAUCCUAUGCUGUUGCUGAUGGUAAAAAUGAUGACAGAAAAGUUUAUCCACCAGAAUCCAUACGAGUGACUAAAUGUAAAGGAUCUUCUAUUUUUUAUAGUGAAAAUCCAGAUAUUUCUCUAUUUUUUUCGAAAAAACAACUUUUUCAGUUACUUCCUGCCGAUCGUUGCAAUUUGCUCAAAAAAAUUAUUGAUUCUACAAAAGAAGUAAAAGUAGAAGAAAAAAACGAAAAAAUAAGUGAACGUACAUGGCUUAAAAAAUGGGAUGAAUCAAUCAAUAAAAUUGAAAAACUACAUCAUAAUGAAACGUCAUUCAAUAAACAGGACACCAAUAUAUUACCGAAAUCCAAAUGGGAUAGUGAAGAGUCAAUAGAAAUACCGAAAGAUAGUACACCUAGUAAUUCACCAGAAAAUAAAAAUGAAACUGAAUCAGCAGAUGAUACUUCAGUAGCAGCCGAAAGUAAAGAAAGUAAAUCAGAAGAACAAAUGGAAGUAACAUCAAUUCCUUUGGUAUCUGCUUUUGUUCCGAAGGUUGAAAAUGUAAGUAACAGUCCUAGAAAUGAUGAGAAAACAGUUGAGGAUAUUCCAAAAAUGGUUGAAACAACAGCUGAUAUAAAUUCGCCUAAAAUUGGAGAAAAUCUUAUUUCAGAGUACGAACAAUUUAUAAAAAUUGUGAAUAAUGAUAGUGAAGAAUUAAAAAAUUCAAAAGAUAAAUACUCAGGAGCAGAGUUUAAUGAUAUUAAACAAGUAGAUGACAAAAGUGUUGAAGAAAAUAGCAAUAAAUCAGUUGGUAUAAUUAAUGAUAAAGAAAUAACUGAAAUUCCAUUGAAAAUGAAGAGCAAUAAAGAAGAUAAAGCUUGUAAUAGUAAGAAAAGUGAUGGUGACGAACACAUAAUUACUAAAAAUUCGAAAAAUGUCAUAGAAAAAUUGAAUACGAGUGAUUGGGAAAACGAAGCAAAAAAAGAUGAAAAAGAAGAUGAUUAUAUAAAAGACAAUAAGAGAAUAGAACGCAAGAAAAUAAAAACUAAAAAAAAAGUAUCAUCUAGUGAAAGUAGUAGUUCAUCUUCUUCAAGUUCAUCCGAUUCUGAAUCACAAGAAACUAAAAAAAAACGAAGAAGAAAGAGUAAGAAAAGAGCAUCAAGUUCUGAUAGUUCUAGCAGUGAAAGUGAAGAAAGUAGUGAUGACACAGAACGUGAUAGAAAGAAAAGAAGAAGAAGAAGUAAACGGAGAAAGAAUAGAAAAAAAUCUAGAGCGAAAAAGAAAAGAAUCAAAGUGGAAGAUACUGAAUCAAACUCGAGUGAUUCUGACGAGGAACAUGUCGUAAGAAAGAAAAAACAAAAAAGAGAUUCUAGUAAAUAUCGAAAAACAAUCAAACGACGAUCAAAGUCUGCUGAUAAUAAGAAAGUACAAAAAACAAAAAAAGAAGAAAAAAUGAUAUUGUUGGAUGAUGAAACUCUUAAUGAAUCUGAUUUGGAAAAUUUGAAGAAAAAAAUAGUAUUAGAGGCGGAAAGUAUUGAUAAACAGUGGCCAAAAGAUGAUCCAUUGAAUUCUGAAGAACCUGAAGAAACAGCCAAAUUUGAAAUUGUAAAAAAUGAACAAAAAUUAAAUGAUGUUGAAAAAAGCGAAACUACUGAUGCAAAAAAUACUGUUAAAGAUAGUAAAUCUAUUCAACCAUCAUCAGGUGAUAAAGAAGUAGAGAAAAAUACUGAUAGUGAAGCCACCAAUGAUCAUCUCAGUGAAAAAGCGGCCCAUAGUGAUAACUCUAAAAGUAAAAAAUUGAGAAAAAUGAAAAAUAGACGUCGAAAUAGUAGUACAAGCAGUUCCUCAAGUGUCAGUAGCUCUUCAUCUUCAUCAUCAAGUUCAGAAACAAAAAGUCAAAGCAGUAAAAAACAAACUAAAGAACGAUCAAAACGAAAAUCUCCAGAUUUAUCAUCAAAAUUAAUUAAAAAAUUCAGAAAGUAUCAUUCCAAGUUAGCAACAUCAUUAGAUUUCGAUGCUUUAAAUUUUCCAUCAUUAACUCAGCUUGAACAAAAAAUUAGUAAAAAUCGUAACACAAUAGAUGACUGGGAAGUUGAUAGUCAGGAUGAAACAAACGAAUUUAUUGAAAAAUUAAAAGAAAAGGCAUUGAAAAAAGAAAAAAAGAUUGAACAAGAGGUUAGAUAUGACAGUAAAACUGAUACUUAUAUUGCUGUAGAGAAAAAAAGUCAACGUGAAAACAAAAAGAAGCAAACUGGACCUGUAUGUGCUUUGAGAAUUUGGGAAGAUGAGGAAGAAGAAGGUGAACGAGAAGCAAUGAUGUUAAUGAAACAGAAAAUCGAAACUGAUUCGAAAUUAAAACUAUGGGAAUCAAAUACUACCGAAAAUCCUGUUGAAGAGAAUAAAAUCAUAAUAUCAGAAGAACCAAAACCCGUUGAAUCGCCGAUAGUUCUUGAAGAAAAAGAAGAGAAUAAAGGUGGAUGGGUAGAAAUCAUUCCUGAAGGUGGUAUUAAGCCCACUGAAGUAGUGUCUAAUUCAGAAAGAAAGAAACCUUCAAGAUGGUCUGAUCGAAGUCCAAACUUAAAAGACGUUUCUGAAGAAAAUUUAGUACCAGUGAAUUGGGAAGAAGAAGAAGUCGUAGAUUGGGUUAGAACGUCACCAGAAAUAAAAAAUAAAUCAUUUUCUUUGAAAAGGUCGAGAGAUUCAAGUGAUAGCAGUAGUGAUAGCUCUGAUAGUAGCAGUAGCAGUGAUAGCAGUGAUAGUGAAGAAGAAUCGUCACCAAUACGUCCAGAGUUAUCGAAAAAGUUAGAACUUCGUGAUGAAAACUCUCAUUCAAGCAGUAGAUCUGGAUCGAAAGAUCUGUACCUGAAGAGUGGUUUAGAAGAACCUUAUGUUGAAACUGAAGCUAUGAAAAAAUUACGCAUGAAUAUAUUUGCUGAUUUUGUUGCUAAAGAUUCACGAGAUGGAUUUUCAGAACAGCUUGAUUCAAGAGGGUCUUCAGAAAUACCUCUAUUGGUGUCAAGAAUUUCAAGCCGUCCAUUAUCUUCACCUCUCAAUGACAAUUCAUGCUUUGCUCCUAAGCCACAUGAAAUUGAUAGUACUGCUGAAAGAGAAGCAAUUCGACGAGGCUUCCGUGAUUUUACUCCGAGAUCUGAUUCGAGAUCUUCGUCUCAUGAUUCAAGACGUAGACUAUCACCAAAAAGAGAUAAAGAAAGGCCAAUAAUUCGUAACAGUGAAGAAAAGGGAAGUAAUUGUAGUUAUCGAAGUGAAAGUAGAUGUUCAUUAAGAGAUUCUUCUAGAGAUCGAGGAAGAAAAGAUGAUAGAAGUUUGCGAGGACAUUCUCCUGAAGUUGAACGUAAAUACAGUCCUUUUAAUGAACGUGAUUUUAGAGAAAAACGGCGUUCCCCAAUUUCUUGGGAUAGAGCUCGUAGCCGAAGUUGGAGUCGAAGUCGUAGUAGAAGCCCCUAUAGAAGAGACGAUCGAUCUUGGGACCGAUACAAACAAUCUAAUUAUACUGAUGAUCGAAGAGAAAGAUUUUCUUCAAGGAGUCCACUACGAGAACGAUCACCAUUCAGACGAGAUCGUGGAAGAAGAAGUCCUGAAAAAGAUAAAAUCCGAGAGCGAAGCCGUGAUAGAACUUGGAGUCGUGAUAGGAGUGUUGACCGGCCUUAUAAUCAUUUGGAAUCUGUUAGAAAUGAAUAUGAUAGAAGAAAGCGUGAAGAUGAUAUCGAAGAACAAAACCAUUGGAGAGACGAUAGAAGAAUGAGUAGAGAACCAUUGAAUGCUAUGUAUGUUAAUAGGCUUUCUCCUGAUGUUGAUUUUAAUGACAGACCGUAUCACAGAAAUAGUAGUUUAGAUAGAAAUAUUGACCGUGGUUCGCUAGAAACUGAUUUCGAUAAACCUCACUACAGAAGUAGAAGUAGAGAGAGAAAACCCCGUGAUUUCGAUUGGGAUCGAUCACGAGAAUCACCUGGAUUAGAUCAAUUUGACUCUAGAAGUAGAAAAUUAUCAGAAACAAGACCGAGAUCGAGGUUAUCUCCAAGACCACAUAGCCCAUUACGGCUUAAUCGUCGAUGCCGUUCGCGAUCCCCAUCUUGGAGUAGAUCUAGGACUUAUUCAAGAUCACGUUCUCGAUCAGUCAGUCGAAAUAGAUCAAGGUCUAGGUCAAGAUCAAGAUCAAGGUCACGAUCAUCAUCGAGAUCAAGAUUAAGGGUAAAUACUUCAGAACGUUCUUCGAGAUUCCGACGCUCGAGAUCCCUUUCUCCACAAAGAUUUUCAAGAAUCGAUGAUGAUAGAUUUAGAAGAAGUAUCAGUCAAGAACGUGGUAGACGUAUUGAAACGAUCAUUCAUCCUUCAGGAAUCAAGUCGACACCUCUUGAAGAGCCUUCAAACAUUUCGGAAUCAUCUGAAGUUAAUUUGCCUCCAACAGCAGCUCCAUAUGAAUAUCCUUACUAUCAAGGAAAUAAUCUUACCUAUCCACCGCGUUUAGAUAACGCUAAUCCUCCAUCAGGAUCACCAAAACGUCUUUCUCUUGAUGAUAGAUUAGAAUUAGAGCUUGGAAUUAAAAAAGCUCAUGAACCAUCACCUGUGCCACUUCCUUACAAUCAUCCAAAGUAUACUCAACCAGUGUUACAAUAUCCUGGCAUGCCAAGUGCUCCAAGAGGUAUAAUACCUCAAGCAUUAGGUUCUUCAGAGUCAAUGCAACAAAUUGGUGGUCCACCUCGACCAAAUUUUCAUUGUCCAAGUGGUAGUUCUAUCAUUCCUCCAAGCUCUCUUGUACCACCUACAUUUAAUCGUCAACAUGCCUCUGUUGUACAAGUAGGAAAUGUUCUUCAAGUGGUUCCCGGUGACUUUGGUGGUCCACUUCCUUCAACUACAGUCAGAAAUGUAAUACCAAAUCCAUCAUUACCUGGUACAUCGUCGAAUGCUGAAAAUCCUAAUCGAGUAGUUCGUGUAGGAAAUGUUUUACAAGUUGUUCCAACUACAACAUUGGAUUGGAGUGGUAGAUCACCGUUACAAACAGGACCUAUUUUAGCUAACUCAAUGCAUAUGGGAGUACGCCCAUCCGUGCCUCUAGCUCCAUUUUCUACUACUUCUGUUUUACAUCCCAAUUCACAUCCGAUUCCUACUGUUUCUAGUACAGUUCCUAUUAGGCCGCAGAAUAAACCUACAUCUACACCAGCAUUACCCAUUACUGCUCUCCCUAAACUUGAACCUCCUAAAGCACCGCCAGUAAUACAACCUGUUUACAAUUAUGAAGCUAUUAUGGAAGCAAAACGUAAGGAAAAAGAAGAACGCAGGCGAUUAAGGGCAGAGAAAAGGCUUGAGAAAAAACAGAAAAAGUUAGAAAGGUUAAAGCGUCGAGCUAAACGUAUGCAGAUGAAAGCUGAAGCAAAACCUGAAGGUGUGGAAACAGAAGUAACUGGUGAAGAUGAAAUAGAAUCAUCUAUUUCAGUUCAAGAGCCUAAACCUGGUACUAGUGAAGAUUCAAAUGAUCAAAUUAUUGAACAGCCAGAACAAACUACUCUUCCUGGAGGUGAAGAUGAAUACGAUGAAGAGGGUGAUAUAGAGGAAGAUGAAGAUGAUAUGGAAUUUGUAAAUGAAGAAGAGGUUGAAGACGACAUAUCUAAAGCAAUGAGUUCAAUAAGCCAACAAGUUGAUGCUGAUAUUAUUAAAUUAGCAGAAAAUCCGGAUGCUGAAACAGUAAUAAGUGGUUUUAAGACUGCAGUUCCUUUACCUUCACCACCUAAGAAGGGUAUUUUAGUUCCUCCAGGAUAUUGGGAAGAGAAAUUUCCACAUGAUGGUUCUGAAAAAAUAAUGAACAAUGCAGAAGUCAAUGAAAAUGACGAGUUAAAUCUUAACGAAAAUCAAUUGGCUGCAGAGCAGAAAGAUAAUGAUGAAGGAAAUGAUGAAAAUGAUAAAGAUACAAAGUUGAAAACGCCAAGACAACGUAGAGCUCGUAAAUCUGUACAAUUCGCCGAUGGAGUAAGACCUGGCGAAGGAACAAGUCCUAGUGGUUGCGAAGGAGACUUACCAUCUCCUCCACCACCAGUUCCUAUUUCAGCAAAUGAUCCUAUGCAUGAACAAAUUAAAAGAUCAAGAAUUCGGAAGAAUCGUAAAAAGGCUAAACGUAUCAAACCAAUGAAGAUAAAAAAGAAAGUCAAGGUAAAAAUAAUAAAAUUGAAAAAGCCAAAAGUAACACCAUUACAAGCUAUGAUGAUGGGUGAUUCAGAUGAAGCGGAUGAUCGUUCACCACCACCGCCACCACCUGGGUCUCCACCGCCUCCUCAUUUGUGGCCAAGUUAUCUUGCUGCUUACAGUGCAACUCUACGUCCUGCUGAUACUGUAUCACCCAGUGGAAAUCAAGCACCACCUCCACCUACUCCUUUACCAUUACUUGUUCCUCCACCACCACUUAAUUAUACCAUUCAACCGUUGGGUAAAAUAUAACCCUGAAUAUCAAGCUAUGCUCUUCCGGAUACUGUGUAAAAUGUUCAUCUAAUAUAGAUCAUUGACAUUCUUCCUGAA